AUGCAGAUCCCCACGCUUCCAGUGAAAGAUGGCAAUGCUGUCCCCAUGCUCGGAAUCGGCACCGGGACUGCUUGGUACAAGGAUAGCCCAGACGAUCCUUUGAAUCCACAGCUCGUCGAGCUACUAAAGACAGCCCUUGCACAGGGCUAUGUACAUGUCGAUACUGCAGACUCGUAUGGAACUGAGCGAGAAGUUGGCCUAGCAAUACAACAAAGCGGUAUUCCACGAGAGAGGCUCUUCAUCACCACCAAGGUUCAGCAUGGAUGGGAAAAUGUUGCUGCAGCUUUGGACGCCAGCCUUGAGAAACUGGGGUUGGAAUACGUGGAUUUGUACCUUUUGCACAAUCCUUACGUGAUUGCAUCCAACGAAGGCAUACAAGCAGCAUGGAAGGGCCUCGAGACCGUCAAAGCACAAGGAAAAGCCAGGUCCAUUGGCAUUUCCAACUUUCAGAGGCAUCACGUUGAAGCCCUCCUCGAGACAUGCACUAUCAAACCGGCAAUGAAUCAGCUAGAAUUCCAUCCCUAUCUCCAGCGCGCCAACGACUUCGUGCCUUGGAUGCGCGAACAUGGUAUCGAGGUAUCGUCCUUUAAAACUUUGGCACCAAUCACUGUGGGCAAAGGAGGGCCUCUAGACGAGCUGCUUCCGUCGCUCGCAACAAAGUAUGAGGUAGCUGAAUCGGUAAUACUGCUGAGCUGGUGUAUUGGACAGAAUAUUGCUCCCAUCACAACAACUUCUAGCCAAUCUCGCCUUUGCGAGUACAAGGCAGCUACUCGGGUAGUCCUGGAAGCGGCGGACGUCGAGAUAAUUAGUCAGGCUGGGUUGAAGCAUCACUUUAGGUGGUGGGGAAAGAAUUUCUUUGAACCAGACGAUAGAUCUUAG
Molecule: messenger RNA, 879 nt
Organism: Trichoderma atroviride IMI 206040
Lineage: Eukaryota; Fungi; Ascomycota; Sordariomycetes; Hypocreales; Hypocreaceae
Molecular function (GO): oxidoreductase activity, acting on NAD(P)H as acceptor
Source: RefSeq, a predicted model, not a curated record